UUCAGAGAGGGUAUCGACCGGGGCAGGGACCGGAAAAGUCAACGAUACGCCGGAAGCCUGUCCCAAGUCGCGCGAUAUUAGGCCUAACGAGAUUUCCAAACGUUCUUUUCCCCGGAACAUCAGGCAAGAUGGCGGAUACUGAGAUCAAGAAGAAGCGUACCUUCAGGAAAUUCACCUACAGAGGUGUGGAUCUGGACCAGCUCCUGGACAUGUCCUAUGAGCAGCUGAUGCAGCUGUACUGUGCCCGCCAGAGGAGGAGGCUGAACCGUGGCCUGCGCCGCAAGCAGCAAUCCCUCCUGAAGCGCCUGCGCAAGGCCAAGAAAGAGGCCCCCCCCAUGGAGAAGCCAGAGGUGGUCAAGACCCACCUGAGGGACAUGGUCAUCCUGCCUGAGAUGGUUGGCUCCAUGGUUGGCGUGUACAAUGGCAAGACCUUCAACCAGGUUGAAAUCAAGCCCGAGAUGUGUGGUCACUACCUGGGAGAGUUCUCCAUCACCUACAAACCAGUCAAGCACGGUCGCCCUGGUAUUGGAGCUACACACUCUUCUCGUUUCAUCCCUCUGAAGUAGAAUGGCUGUUUUCUUUGUAUAAAUAAAAAGCUGGGUUUCCCACAUGA
Messenger RNA from Myripristis murdjan (pinecone soldierfish), 613 nucleotides. It is a transcript of the gene rps15, whose product is annotated as ribosomal protein S15. Gene Ontology annotation, biological process: translation; ribosomal small subunit assembly. The record is from RefSeq and is a predicted model, not a curated record. Lineage: Eukaryota; Metazoa; Chordata; Actinopteri; Holocentriformes; Holocentridae. The coding region runs from base 129 to 566 and encodes 145 amino acids. The transcript has 4 exons. Gene Ontology annotation, molecular function: structural constituent of ribosome; RNA binding. Gene Ontology annotation, cellular component: cytosolic small ribosomal subunit; ribosome.